Molecule: messenger RNA, 3651 nt
Organism: Polyodon spathula (Mississippi paddlefish)
Lineage: Eukaryota; Metazoa; Chordata; Actinopteri; Acipenseriformes; Polyodontidae
Product: protein ELYS-like
Source: RefSeq, a predicted model, not a curated record
AUGUGUGACCUCACAGCACAGGCAAUCAGCAGUUUGCUACAAUUUCCAGAGGUAACUGUAGAAGCACUUGGGGCGGAUGAGAUCAAAUUGGACUCCGUGCUACAUGGAAAGUUUGCUACAGGCAAGAAUGGGCUGGCCUGGCUGGCGUGUGGUCCUCAGCUAAAAGUAGUCAACUCUGUCACAGGGGAGCGUCUUUCAGCAUAUCGGUUCAGAAGCGUUGGGGAGAACUCUCCCAAUAUCCUGGCAGCGAAGGAGUUCUGCUGGCUGAAAAGGACAGGCCUUCUUGUGGGACUGGAGGAAACGGAAGGGAGCAUGCUCUUUCUCUAUGACCUGGGCAUAUCACGGGUCGUGAAAGCUGUGGCUUUACCUGGAAGGAUAACUGCUAUUGAACCAUUAAUAAAUCACGGUGGUGGCAGUGCCAGCACCCAGCAUUUACACCGUAGUCUACGCUGGUUCUUUGGGGCUGUGGCAGUAGUGACAGACGUGGGGCAUGUUCUGCUGAUUGAUCUGUGUUUGGAUGAGUUGUCGUGUAGUCAGAGUGAGCUAGAAGCUUCAGGUCUUAAAGUGGUCAACAAGUCUCUACAGAUCUCACGAAUCCGUGAGACUGCGACCAGGGAAGGGAGACAUCUAUGCCUUCAGUUACAGAGCCCGUCAGGGACUACAGCUACAGCAAUUCAGUACCUGACAAGAACAAACCAGUUAGCAGUUGGGUUUUCAGAUGGCUGCCUUCAGCUUUGGAACAUGAAGACAUUAAAGAAAGAGUAUCACUCACAGUUAGAAGGUGGGAGAGUGUCUGUUCAUGCUUUGACGUUCCAGGAACCUGAGAAUGAUCCUCGUAACUGCUGCUAUCUUUGGGCUGUACAGUCUGCCCAGGACAAUGAAGGGGAUAUUGUUAGCUUGCACCUGUUGCAGUUGGCAUUUGGAGACAGGAAGUGCCUGGCUUCUGGACAGAUCCUCUAUGAGGGUUUGGAAUACUGCGAGGAGUGUUACAGUCAGGACCUGACUGGGGGUGUAUUCUCACAAGCCACCAGCACCCGACUGCUUGGCUGCCAAACUAUUGAACAGUGUAGGAGCCACCUUGAUCGGGAUGAAAGCAUGAAUGACGUCUCUUCGCUUGACACAAGCGUGGCCAUCUUCAGUUGCCAAGUGAAAUCUUAUGGGCAGUGCAAACCCUCUACUUACCUGGGUGUCUUUGAUAUUGAUCGCUGGUACCAUGCACAGAUGCCUGAUUCUUUAAGAACUGGCGAGUUUCUUCACAGUUGCUCCUAUUUUGCUCUGUGGUUGCUGGACGCUGUGACAGUGACCUCCCCAAAUCCCCUCCUGGACAUCUUGGUUCAUGAACGCAGUUUUCUUGGCUUUUUGGGGAUUGUACACCUAACAUGUUCUGGUUUUCAGAAGGAGACAUUAAGUUUCCUAAAGAAAUCUGGUCCUUGUCUAAGUGAAGCUAUUCCUGAUGGUUACAACAGGUGUUUAAUGGCUGGCCUGCUGUCUCCCCGACUUUCUGAUGUGCAGCCUUCCAGUCUUAUCCAGGAGGAACAGUUGGAAGCCAUACUAUCAACUGUCGUUAAAACAAGUUCCUUUUGUCUGGUAACUGGGUGGACCCGAGAAGAGCAACCAAAGUCUGGAGCUAACCUACGCUUUGUACUUGAGCAGGCAUGGAAUAAGUUGGUUCGUACAAAAGAUGAACUUGACAACAUUUGUGCGCCACUCUUUAAUAGCUCCUGUAACCUCAUUGAUCCACAAACACUCCAGGUUAUGCAGCACUAUCAGUUGCUACUUAGCAACCUCAGCACCAUUUUUAAUUGCUUCCUCAGUGAAGCACAAGAACUAACUGAGAAAGGUCUAGUGGACUUAACGAACAAACAUGUGGUUGCCGACCUUAUUUUUCAAUAUGCCCAGGUGGUGCUGUGGUUCUGUCGUUCUGGUCUCCUGCCAGAAGGUACCGAUGUUCUGCAGAUAUCUAAGCCCUGCUAUAACUAUCCUGAAAUACAGAACUAUUAUAACGGCAGACGGCAAAAGCUUGAACGCUCAUCUAGAGGUAAAUGGUCUUCAAAUUGCCUUAUGAUUGAUGGAAUGGUGGCCCAGUUCGGAGAUCGAAUUGAGAAGGUAUGGAAGCGUGAUGAAGGCAGAACUGGAAGAUACCCGCCUCCAACACUGCAUGCAUUGCGUGAUGUUUACCUGUUGGAGAGUGCUGAAGAAUCUGCAAAGCAUGCAAUUGUUAUUUAUUUGUUAUUGGAUGUCCUCUAUUCUUUUCCCAAUAAACCAGAGUCUUCUGUUGAAUCUUUCCCAACUGCCUUUGCGAUCCCUUUGGGAUUGGUAAAGCUUAUCCAGGGAUUUUGGCUACUGGAUCAUAAUGAUCAUGAGACAGCUUUGGAUCUCAUCCUUCACCCAACCACUAGCCGAUCAAUGCUGUCUUGGCAACAUGCACGGAUAAUCCAGGCCUUGAUGUGCCAAGGGGAGCACAGACAAGCCCUUCGAUACAUACAGAUGAUGAAGCCGCCAAUGUCGACUAGCAGUGAAAUAAAACCGUACCUCACUGUGUUGAAGUUUAACAGGUGUAUGGUGGAGGCCUGGAGUUUGCUAAGGCAACAUUCCAAUAGGUUAAAUGUGGAGGAGUUGCUAAAACACAUGUAUGAAAUGUGUCAGGAGAUGAGACUAAUGGAAGACCUUCUAAAGCUGCCAUUCAUAGUCACUGAGCAGGAGUGUUUGGAGAAGUUCCUGCAAAGCAAUGGUGACCUUCAAAACCAAGAGUUUCUCAUGGUUUAUUAUUUCCAGCGAGCCAACUAUAUGUCAGCAUUGCAACUCAAUCAGACCCUAAAGAUGAACUUAAUGAAUGACCGAGAUCCUCAACUGAAAGAAAGAACAAUUGCCAGAAAUUCUAUUUUAGACCAGUAUGGAAAGGUUCUUCCCAGAGUGCAACGGAGACUUGCCACAGAACGAGCAAAACCUUACUGCCAUCCAUCCACAAUUCUGCGGGAAGUUUCAAGGCCAAAGCCAUUGUCCACCAUGGCAAAACCAGCUGCUUCAGGGAAUAUCCUCACAAGAGCAACCUUCAUUAACAAUGUGCUCUCUAAAAUUGGGGAGGUGUGGGUUGGCAAUAUUACUAAACCGGAUCUGUUACCAUUCAAAGGUCCGAAAAUUCCAGAAUUGCCACUCAUUAAAUCACUCCCACCAUCAUUAGACCAAGCUAAUGCAUUUGUGGGCACACCUAUUACCACAAUUACAAAGAAGGUUUCCAGGUUACUUGAUUUGGUGGCUCUGCCUGCUCGGGAGAUGUCUCCUGACGCUAUGAGCAUUCAGCAAACUCAACCCAAGGUUAUCCCAUCAUGGACUACAUCUAGUGCAUUACGGCCAAGUUCUAUCAAGCCCAGCUACCUCAAAAAUGUUUUUAAGCCCUCCGAGUUAACCUUGCUGCAAACUCCUCCAGUGGUAAAGAGAGCAAGAGCUUUGACAUCUGCUGCCUCUGAUGUCCCUGGCUUCACCCCCCAGUCCAUCCUGAGGUCCAGCCAGGACCCAACGCCUGUAGGGUCUCCUUCUGCUUCUCCGGGCGGGUCCCUCACCCCACCUCUGCAUGUGAAAGAAAGUCGUAUCACCUUCAUAGGGGCUACAACCAAACCUGCACAAUGGAGCAAUUGGGUUAUGGUGGUCUAA